GGACUUCUUUGGUGUAAGUAUGGUAGUGCCUCUGUUAAGCCUUCAUAUCAAGUCUCUAGGAGCAAGUCCAACUGUUGCAGGAGUAGUAGGAUCUUCUUAUGGUUUACUGCAGCUCUUUUCCAGCACAUUUGUGGGCUGCUGGAGUGAUGUAAUAGGAAGACAACAUUCCCUGCUUGCCUGUAUCCUGUUCAGUGCACUGGGUUAUUUGCUGCUUGGCAUGUCCACCAGUGUGUGUUUGUUUGCCAUUGCAAGAAUACCUGUAGGUAUUUUCAAACACACUCUCUCCAUUUCAAAAGCUCUUCUUUCUGACUUGGUUUCUGAGAGAGAGCGCCCUCUUGUAUUAGGACAUUUCAAUGCAGCCUCCAGUGUUGGUUUCAUCCUGGGUCCUGUGGUUGGUGGCUACUUCACAGAGCUAGAGAGUGGCUUUUACCUGACAUCUUUAAUCUGUUCUUUUAUCUUCAUUCUGAAUGCUGGCCUGGUCUGGAUGUUACCAUGGAGUGAGGAACACACAGAUAGUAAUGAAAACAAACAGACCACCAGUAACAGCAAAGUGACAGCAAAGGCAAACUAUGACCUGCAGGUUCAAUCAUUAUCUAAUGGAGCAAUGAAAUAUGAUACUCCCCUCCAGUCCCUAUGGAUUCCAGUUGUGUCAGUGCUGAAGAGGAUUAAAAGCAUUGCAUGCUCUGAUCUGUGGGAUAUAUUUUUAGUACGGUUACUAAUGUCUGUAGCUGUAAUGCUGUAUUAUAGCAAUUUUGUUCUGGCAAUUGAAGAGAGAUUUGGGGUGAAACCUAAGUUCACAGGGUACCUCAUAAGCUAUAGUAGCACCCUUGGAGCACUUGCUGGUUUUUUACUUGGACCAAUAACAAGACUCUAUCAACAUAACACUUAUGCACUUUUAUUACAUUCCACUGUUCUCACCUGUGUAUUGAUAAUGCUAUAUUCCACAGCAUUCAGCAUAUGGACAGUCAUUUUAUCGUCAACAUUUUUAGCAUUUUCAACCACUGUAGGACGCACUUGCAUCACUGACCUUGAGUUAACCCUGGGUGGGAAUCAGGCCAGUGGCACGCUCCUAGGAGUUGGCCAGUCUGUGACAUCUGUGGGACGCAUAAUUGCCCCUCUUCUCUCAGGAAUCGCACAGGAGUUCAGUUCCUGUGGCCCUCCAAGUCUUGGUGUGGGGCUGGCACUCGUGGCUAUUCUGAUAAUGCUCUUGAACACACCACGAUAUUGCAGUGGUAGAAAUGCUAAAUUAAAAAGUGAAUAGCAGCUUAUUAAAUCAGGCUGAUGCAUCAUCAAUAAAAUGCAAAGUAAUUCAAAUAACUGGGGAUAUGUUAUACUAAAGAAUGGUGAGCACUAAAGAAACCAGUAUUGCAGCAGCAGGCUGUUUUCUAAAAGGAAUGGUACAAGUUCAAGGGGAGGCCAGCAUGACUGAGCCCUCAGAUUCAUACAGACCUGUCUGCUGCAGGAUCAUACAUCAAGACAGGAAUUCUCAGAGCUGUAGUUCAGAGAGAAAUUCUCUUUCAAAGGUGCAGGUAUCAUUUAAAAUCUUUGUAAAAUGAGCAUUGUAUUUUCUUUGUGCUAAUAAGGUUGAAAUCCCUUCAAGAAAAAUGUUUCUGACUCUGAAUAUAUAAAUGGCUGAUGAAUAAUCCAGUUUGCAACCCCACAUUGAAGCAUGAUGGUAAAACUGAUAGUCUCUUUGACUGAGAGAGACAGACAAAUGAAUUUUUUAUUUAAAGAAGUAAAAUUUGUUAUGUGCACUUACCAGUAUGAGAAAUUAAGGCUGACCUGGAUAAACCAUUGGCCUCCAUGGCCUGGAUAAACCAUGGCUUGUUGAUAAAUCAGAGAUUCCAUAUAUAACUUGUGAUGCAUGCUCUGCCUAGAAGUUUUCCCAUGCAGCAUAAUUAACCAUUCCCAACUGGCUGGCUGACAUUCUGCUUUCACUCCUCUGUCCCAGCAUUUCUGGUAAAUAGAGCUGUGUAUGCUCUAGCACGUAGGUUUCUUUUUAUAUAUAAUAUAUAAGGUAUUUUAAGAGAAAAUGCCAUCAUGUAGAAUAAGGGUGAUUGAAGAUGAGACGAUGUAAAUUACAGUGGAAUUUGCACUAGUGGUACCUGGACUAUUAUAUUAAAUAUAAUGGAUGGAGAUAUACCUCAUAGAACUGGAAGGGACCCUGAAAGGUCAUUGAGUCCA
Chelonoidis abingdonii (Abingdon island giant tortoise) is the source of this 2184-nucleotide messenger RNA. RefSeq names its product major facilitator superfamily domain containing 9 (gene SLC67A2). The record is from RefSeq and is a predicted model, not a curated record. Gene Ontology annotation, biological process: transmembrane transport. Gene Ontology annotation, molecular function: transmembrane transporter activity. NCBI's taxonomy places the organism in Eukaryota, Metazoa, Chordata, Testudines, Testudinidae.